AAUUAUCCAGGGUCUCACAACUGCCCUCACAUUUUCGCUUUCCCUACAGAAUCACAUUUUCCAGCUUCACAAUCCCUAAUUUCUCUUCCCUACAUCGAAUCUCAAAUUCUCCAUAAGCUUCUUCUCACCACCAAAGUCGUCUUUAACGACGACGAAACCUUCUCUAAAGCCUCUCUCACCGUUGACGAACCCCCCUUCAUCAAACUGCUCCACCAACGAGUCGAGACCUUGGAGAGAGGUUGACGCUGCCAUCACCACUGUCGCUCGAGUUCGCUCCGAGAAACGACAAGCCGAGGCGGCUCAGAAGGUCACCGAAUCGCGCGCUCAAUAGCUCCGAGCAGCUUCUCUCUCCUCCUCUUCCCAUUUGUCCUUGAUUGAGAAAUGGCCGCGAUUCUUCUUAGGAAACGGAUUAGGGAGUUAGUCGGAGGGACUUUCCAAUGCCCUGUUUCAGGGAUAAUGAGAUUUUCGGUGAAAUCUAAAUCUAACAACUUGUUUGUCGUGGACUCCUUGGCCAUGGUUAAAAGAUUAGAAGAGGAAGGAAUAUCCUCUAAACAAGCUCGGGAAAUAACAAAAUUGGUGACAAAAGUUUUGAAUGACGCUGUUGUAAAUGUGUCUCCGUCCAUUGAGGAGAUACUUGAAGUUAAUAUGUCUAAGUUUAAAGAAGAGGCGCAUAAGUCGCAGGAAGAAAAGUUUAGCCAUAUGAAGAACAAGAUACUAACUGAAAUGAGGAAUGAAAUGAAACCAUAUUAUGCCGCAACAGAAUUUGACACGACAAAAUACCUCAUCGGAACACUAGUUUCUAUCGGUGCACUUAGUCUUGGAAUAUUUCUUAUUUGGAAUCAAUAAAUUGUAUUAUGUUUGCGAAGGAUUGGGACCAUAAAACUCCAUAUAAUAAAUAACUUGUUUUAGCAUUUUAAUCAUAAAAAUGACUUGUUGACUAAUUCCAUUAUGAUAACUCUGAGAUCUUUAUCAUUGUCU
Molecule: messenger RNA, 978 nt
Organism: Vigna angularis (adzuki bean)
Lineage: Eukaryota; Viridiplantae; Streptophyta; Magnoliopsida; Fabales; Fabaceae
Exons: 6
Coding region: 382-846 (154 amino acids)
Cellular component (GO): mitochondrion
Source: RefSeq, a predicted model, not a curated record